GCUCAAGGGAGGGGCUGCGUUCGCGAGUCCCGACGCGUUCCUCUAUCGCAAUCGCAUUCCAGGGGCAGGUAGAUGGGAGGUGACAGUUGAUUUGACGCCGUGUGUUGUUGUUAUGGCACCGUUUGGCAGCUAAAAUCGAAUAUUAAAUGACGUAUGCACGCAUUGCGAGUCGCGCUCGGUGAUCUGCAGACCCUUCGGACACAGCCGGACAGCAAAAUGGCGACACCGGAGCAGGAGUCCCUGGCUCAGGUGAUCCAGCAAUGGAACAGCAACCGCCUCGACCUGUUCGCCCUGUCGCAGCCCAACGAGAAUCUCGAGUUCCACGGCGUGAUGCGAUUUUACUUCCAAGACGCCGGUCAAAAGGUGGCCACCAAGUGCAUCCGCGUGUCCUCCACGGCCACCACGCAGGCCGUCAUCGAGACGCUGAUUGAAAAGUUCCGUCCGGAUAUGAGAAUGCUCGAGGUACCUGAAUUUGCCUUGUAUGAAAUCCACGAAAAUGGCGUUGAGAAACGUCUGGAGGCCGAGCAGCGGCCGCUCAUGGUGCAGCUCAACUGGCACAAAGAUGACCUCGAAGGCCGCUUCCUCCUCCGCAGACGCAACGAGGUCUCCGUCCAGCCAAGCUUCGAGGAAAGUUCCUUCAAGAGAAAACCGUCCGGAAAGAAGAGUAAAAAGCGUGACCAGCACCAACAGCAGCAAAACAAGGAUCAGAACGCCAACGUUGCCGAAAAGCUCUACACCGAGUUACCUGAAACCAGCUUCACCAGAUCCAUAUCCAACCCGGAGGCCGUCAUGAGAAGGCGGCGGCAGCAAAAGCUCGAGCGGAAACUGCAGCAGUUCCGGAGCAAGGACGGAGGACCGGACACUGGCGGUACCCUCAAGAUUUACGGAGAGUCUCUCUGCAAAGAUGUGCCUUAUAAGACUUUGCUCUUGUCCGUCAGCGACACAGCGCAAGUUGUUGUCAAAGAAAUGCUUUCAAAGUACGGCCUUACCCAAGAGGAUCCUAACAACUAUUGUCUUACUCAAGUGAGUUGGGUUUUUUAUGUUUCUAUACAAAAAAUUAUAUACCAAAAUUAUAUGCUCCAGGUAUUCAAAAGAAAUGAAGAUGUUAAAGAAAACAAUAAUCACCCGCCAAGUAAUGUGGAGUACAUUUUAGAUGACGACGACUGCCCAUUGGCCAUUCUGAUGAACUGUCCUCCAUCACAAGGCUCGAUCAUGUUCCACAUCCGGAGACGUCCAGCUGACAUGCAGCCGCGGAAGCGCAAGAAGAAAUUGUACCAGACGGCCAACAGCCACGCAAAGGAGCAGCAGCCGGACGAAUCGGCGCCCUUCCUGCUUGAGCUCCGCCACGACGGAGCUUUUAGCCAACGCCACGCUCUGCUUUACGACGUAACCGAGGCCGGCUCGGAACAAGGCUUGGGAAUGCAAGUUUUCGGGGCAGACGUGCAGCCCCGGCACUGCGUCUUUGCCUCCAGUGGAGGCCUGGUCACCGUGACCCCAUGCAGUCGCGAGGCAGAGACCUACGUCAAUGAACAGCGCAUCUGGGAAACGACGAUCCUUCAGCACGGCUGCACCGUCCGCCUCGGCAGACACCACUUGUUCCGCUUCGUCGAUCCGGCCACGGCGUCUGUCCGCAGAGACUCGCCUGAGAAGACUUUUGAGACUACUUUUGACGUCACUGGUCAUGUUGAAACAACCGAGGCACCUCAAAGGUGCGAUCCCAUCUUGCCAGCUGUUCUGGAAUUCAGGGAAGAAACGCGAGACGCGCUUUUGGAGACGCUCAUCGGGUCGCUCGACACCUCGUCUGUUCACUUCAAACUGGCACCCACUUACGCCCUUUACUUGGCAACAAGAUACCGUGCCUCAACGCACUACAGACCAGAUUUAACGCCCACUGAGCGAGCCCAAAGGUUAAGCGUCCUCCUUGAGCAAGUUGCCUCUCAGAUCCAGCAAGUUGUGGUUGAGAGACCAACUGAAGCAGAGUCCCUCACUUUCUGGAUGGCCAAUGCCAGCGAACUGCUGCACUUCUUGAAGGCAGAUCGCCACAUUUCCGCCUUCACCCUGGACGCCCAAGACAUUUUAGCCGAGACUGUUCACAGUGCAUUCAACAACAUGGUGGCCAUCGUAGAACACGAACUGGCGGCCAGCAUGCCCUCUUUCUGGCUUGAUAGCGAUGACAACGAAAAUGCAGCCGCAGCUAUAAUUGUCACUUUGAUGAGUGCGAUGGCCCUAAUGCGCCGCUGUCGAGUUAAUGCAGCUCUUACCAUCCAACUAUUCUCUCAACUCUUCCACCUUCUGAACAUGUGGAUUUUCAACCGACUCGUUUGCGGUCCUGACAACCGUUUCUGCUGCCGCAGGUGGGGUGGUCGAAUUCAACUAAGACUUAGCCACGUAGAGCAGUGGGCUGAAAAACAAGGUUUGGAGCUGGCUGCAGAUUGCCACCUUUCGAGGGUCCUCCAAGCAGCCUAUCUUCUGCAGGCGCCCAAGUACACGGCUGACCAGCUCGCAACCCUUAGCUCCACCUGCUUCAAACUCAACUCGCUGCAGUUGGCUGCCCUCUUAAAGCGUUACUGGCGAGCACCCAAUGAACCUGAAGUGCCACCAGAGUUGGUGGAAAAUGUGGUCAGGGUGGCGGAAAGUGUUGCUGACGAGCUCAUCAGGGCUGACGGACGAGAGGUUCGUCUUGACGAACAACCAGAACUGCAGCUGCCAUUUCUUUUGCCAGAAGACGGCUACAGUUGUGAUGUUGUGCGUGGGAUGCCAGUUGGUCUCCUUGAACUGUUGGGAGGUCUUCAGCAAGCUGGUCUUUGCCGUUUCACUAUUCAGCCGACAUCAUCUGGUUUGUGGACAAUCUACAUGGAGCAGCAGCAGGGCACUAUCCCUAGACCCAGUUCUCAACCCGAAAGAGCCGUGGUCCAGCUAAACAAAGCAGCUACUGGACUUGGGCUUAGUAUAGUGGCAGCAAAGGGUGCCGGUCAGGACAAGCUGGGCAUAUAUGUCAAGACGGUUGUUCGAGGUGGAGCAGCUGAUAUUGACGGCCGUUUGAGAGCAGGAGACCAACUUCUGAAGGUUGAUGGUCAAAGCUUAGUUGGCAUCACUCAAGAAAAGGCAGCUGAAUAUUUAGUGAAAACUGGACCUGUGGUUACUUUGGAAAUUGCCAAACAAGGUGCUAUAUGCCAUGGACUAGCCACUCUCUUAAGUCAACCAUCCCCUGACAUGGGAAGAAAUUCAUGGCACCACCCUGAGCCAAAUGAAGCUAGGAGACCAAUGCAGAGUUCAAAGUCUGUGCCAGCUCUAAACAAUAGUGAUAAAGCUGGACCUCCAGUAGCCACUCAUAAAGCAAUACCCACUUCAGUGAGUUUCUCACAUGAUGCUAUAGCAACGAAUCACAGAUCUAACUCGAGUAACAGUAUUUUGGAUAGUCUACGUCAAAACUGGCAGAGAGAAGAGGCUCGCCCUCCUGAAACAAUUCACCGUCCAGAAAUGUCCCACAGACAGGACUUGCCUCAACGAACUGAAAUGAUGCGCCAUCCACCCGAGAUGUCCAGGUCGCAAGAAAUGAUGCGGCACCAUGAGAUGAACCGGCAGUCAGAACUGAUGAGAACCCAAGACAUAUCAAGGUCAUCGGACAUGAUCAGGGCACACGAAAUAGCAAGGUCAACAGAAAUGGCUAUGGCCCGACCAUCCGAUCUUUCAAAGUCGCAAGAGAUGCCACGACCAAUGGAGUUGAUCCGAUUGCAAGAGAGCAUGCGUCAGUCUGAAAUGAGUCGUUCCCAAGAAAUGACCAAGCCCUUGGAUCGGUCACAUGAAGUGUCUAGAUCUCUAGACAGGUCCCAAGACAUGUCUAGGCAGUUGGAACGGAAUCAAGAAAUUAACAGGCAGCUGGAGAGGUCGCACGAAGUGUCAAGGCAGCUAGAAAGAUCGCAAGAAAUAAACAGGCAGCUUGAACGAUCGCAAGAAAUAACAAGGCAGCUAGAAAGGUCGCAUGAAAUGUCCAGGUCAAUGGACAGGUCGCACGAAAUGUCAAGAGCCAUGGACAGAUCUCAGGAAAUGCCCAGACAGCCGGAAAUGAUGCGGCAGCAGGAAAUGAUGAGGCACAAUGAAAUGAUGCGAGCGGAUAUGAUCAGAGGCCCAGAAAUCCCUCAGGGUCCACCCAUGGCUGAGGUGAUGACCCGCUCCGUGACCUUUGUUGACGAGCCAAAGAGCCGAAGACAUGACGAAGUGCCAAGAAGAGCCGUUUCGUUCUCAAUGGACCAACCUGAACCCUCCAGGAAGGAUUCUCCAACCACCCCCACUUUGCCGCCUCCCUUACCGUCCACAUCGCCCCCAAGGGACACGCCGGUACCUCUACCCCCAGAGAGAAACUCUUCGUACGUCGUGAUGGCGCAGCAAGGACAUGAUUAUAAGGAAGAAUCUCCUCACAGGUCAUCCUAUUAUGACACAGAUUCAAGCGAUAUGUACCCUAAUGAGGACCCAAAUAGUUUCAUCAAUGAGGCUGAAAUGCUUUUGAUGCACCACCCAUCAAGCGCUGACAAUUCUGGCGUGGGCAACACUCCAGGCGUAAUUGGAGCACAAGAAGUUUACAAAGAUCCGCGCAACAAGCGCCUGGCAGAACAGCAGCAGCAAAAGCAGAUGGCUAGUCGCACUGGACCAGAAAAGUUAUCCUUCAAAGAAAAGAUGAAGAUGUUUGCCAUGGAGACGGGCGAGUUUGGCCCUCUCAAGAAUAAGGUGAGCAACUCCAGGGCUCAGCGGGACAUCGAAAGCCCACAGGUGCCGUGACAUUCCAAUUAAAUGAUAGGCAGCGUGAAAUUAAUCUAUUUUGAUAAUAUGAUAUAAUCAAUUAAGCAUGUGUAUUCCAUGGUGAUCGAGCAUAUCAAAAGUUUGUGACUUUUAUCGGAGGAGAAGGGAGAUGCAUAUUUUGUAAAAUAUUGUAUUGGGAGCAAUUUAUGUCGAGACUUUGGAACCAGGCAACACCAAUCAUUUGAUUGAUAUCUAUAUCUACAUUUACUUGAUAAACGAAAUAUAAAAAAAUAAAAUAAAUAGCAGUCUAUUUAGCAAUAA
Molecule: messenger RNA, 5058 nt
Organism: Neocloeon triangulifer
Lineage: Eukaryota; Metazoa; Arthropoda; Insecta; Ephemeroptera; Baetidae
Gene: cno
Product: afadin
Exons: 14
Coding region: 154-4776 (1540 amino acids)
Biological process (GO): regulation of protein localization; signal transduction
Cellular component (GO): adherens junction
Molecular function (GO): cell adhesion molecule binding
Source: RefSeq, a predicted model, not a curated record